Vanrija pseudolonga is the source of this 2372-nucleotide messenger RNA. Its product is annotated as Polyadenylate-binding protein, cytoplasmic and nuclear. The record is from RefSeq and is a predicted model, not a curated record. The transcript is spliced from 3 exons. The coding region runs from base 130 to 2181 and encodes 683 amino acids. NCBI's taxonomy places the organism in Eukaryota, Fungi, Basidiomycota, Tremellomycetes, Trichosporonales, Trichosporonaceae. Gene Ontology annotation, cellular component: cytosol; nucleus; ribonucleoprotein complex. Gene Ontology annotation, molecular function: poly(A) binding; poly(U) RNA binding; mRNA 3'-UTR binding.
CUCUUACAGAGUUGAAUCAGUUGCAUCUAACAGCCUCCUAAAAAACCCACGUCAACGCUUCGCUAAAUACUACGUGGACGAGCCCACCCAAAACCCGAAAAACCAAAACUACCAACCCAACACUCCAAAAUGUCGUCCGAGACCGCUGCCCCCGCCGCCGCCGCGCCGGCCACCUCGCCUUCCCCCGCCGCCGCGCCCAUCCCGGCCACUCAGGCCGCUGCCGCUGCUGCUGCCGCCGGUGCUGCGGCCGCCGCUGCCGGCGGCAACGCGCAGCCUGCCCCUACCUCGACCACCGGCGCCCAGCAGCCUGGCAACAGCGCCUCGCUCUACGUCGGUGAGCUCGACCCCUCGGUCACUGAGGCCAUGCUCUUCGAGAUCUUCAACAUGGUCGGCCCUGUCGCGUCCAUCCGUGUCUGCCGUGACGCGGUGACGCGCCGCUCGCUCGGCUACGCGUACGUCAACUACCUCAACGCUGCCGACGGCGAGCGUGCCCUCGAGCACCUCAACUACUCUCUUAUCAAGAACCGCCCCUGCCGCAUCAUGUGGUCGCAGCGUGACCCCGCGCUCCGCAAGACUGGCCAGGGCAACAUCUUCAUCAAGAACCUUGACGACAAGAUUGACAACAAGGCUCUUCACGACACGUUUGCCGCCUUCGGCAACAUCCUUUCUUGCAAGGUCGCCACUGACGAGAACGGCAACUCGCGCGGUUUCGCUUUCGUUCACUACGAGACCGGUGAGGCUGCUGACGCCGCCAUCAAGGCCGUCAACGGCAUGCUCCUCAACGACAAGAAGGUCUACGUUGGCCACCACAUCUCGAAGAAGGAGCGUCAGUCCAAGGUCGAGGAGCAGCGUGCCCAGUUCACCAACAUCUUCGUCAAGAACCUUGACCCCGAGUUCACCCAGACUGAGCUCGAGGACCUCUUCAAGCCCUUCGGCGAGAUUGUCUCGGCUGCCCUCGGCUCGGACGAGGCUGGCUCCUCCAAGGGCUUUGCCUUUGUCAACUUCACCUCUCACGAGGCUGCCCGCGCCGCCGUCGACGAGGUCAACGACCGUGACAUCAAGGGCCGCAAGGUCUUCGUCGGCCGCGCCCAGAAGCGUGCCGAGCGUGACGAGGAGCUCCGCCGUGUCCACGAGGAGCGCCGCCUUGAGAACGAGUCGAAGAACGCCGGCGUCAACCUCUACGUCAAGAACAUUGACGACGAGUGGGACGACGACCGCCUCCGCACCGAGUUCGACUUUGCCGGUACCAUCACCUCGGCCAAGAUCAUGCGCGACGACAAGGGUGUCUCGCGUGGCUUUGGCUUCGUCUGCUUCUCGCAGCCCGACGAGGCUACCCGUGCCGUCCAGGACAUGAACGGCAAGAUGAUCGGCACCAAGCCCCUCUACGUCUCCCUCGCCCAGAAGAAGGAGGUUCGUCGCCAGGCCCUCGAGUCGCAGAUGCAGCAGAGAAACGCUCAGCGUCUCCAGUACGCCGCUGCCAACGGCAUGGGUGGCCCCCAGGGCUACAUGCAGGCUGCCCCCAUGUACUACCCCCCCAUGGGCCCUUACGGUGCCCCCAUGAUGCCCGUUCGUGGCGGUGUCGUCGGCUACCCCGGCGCUCCCCCCAUGAUGGGUGCCCGCCCCGCUCGCUACCCUCCCUCGGGUCAGCCCGGUGCCCCCGUGCCCAUGGGCUACAUGCCCCCCAACGCUGGUGGCCCCUACCCCGGCAUGCCUGCCAACUACCCGGUCCGCCCCGCUGGCAACGCUCGUCCUCCCACCGCUGCCCCCGGUGGCGCUCGCCCCAACGGCUCGUCGCCCGUCGCUGCCCAGCAGAACCUGCCCCGCGGCCAGAUCCCCGCCCGCCCCCAGGUUGACGCCGCGCCUGCCCCCGCCGCCAACACCCUCAACGCCCAGACCCUUGCCCGCGCCUCUGCCGCCGAGCAGAAGCAGAUGCUUGGUGAGGCUAUCUACCCCCUUAUCCACGAGUCGCAGCCCGACCUUGCCGGCAAGAUCACCGGCAUGCUCCUCGAGAUGGACAACGCCGAGCUCCUCCACCUGGUUGAGUCGCCCGCUGCUCUCCAGGAGAAGGUUGACGAGGCCCUCCGUGUCCUUGAGGAGUGGAGCAAGGCCGACGAGGAGGCCGCCAAGGCCGAUGCCGAGAAGGCUGAGAAGGCUGAGAAGGCUGAGGAGAAGGCCGAGUAAGCUCUUGCUUACCCCCUUUCUCCUUCUUCUUGACGCGAUCCCCCACCCCCUUAUCUAUCCUUUAUUCUCCAUGAUGCCCUUCUGUAUCCUUCCCGCCUAGACCCUGGCUCCUUCGCCUCUCGUGGACCGAGCGCAAGUUUGUGUGGUGUGUACGUUUGAGGGGGGCUGAUAUGCAACGAUAUAAGCUCUGA